Pistacia vera is the source of this 651-nucleotide messenger RNA. RefSeq lists its product as uncharacterized. Lineage: Eukaryota; Viridiplantae; Streptophyta; Magnoliopsida; Sapindales; Anacardiaceae. The coding region runs from base 1 to 651 and encodes 216 amino acids. The record is from RefSeq and is a predicted model, not a curated record. The transcript has 4 exons.
AUGAGUCCUUAUCAUGUGCUAGGCAUUGAUAAUUUGUGCAAUGAAUUUUUUGGCAGAGUAGUCGGAAUUCGUUUAAUUGAUGCUCCAGUUCUUCAUCCAAUGUCUGAAGGAUUGUUCAACUUUGUAAUCGGAUGGACCUUCAUGUUUGCUCCCUUAUUAUUCACAGAUCGAAAGAGGGACAGAUACAAGGGUUCUCUUGAUAUUUUAUGGGGUUUGCAGAUGUUCCUUACCAACACAUUCUUAAUCCCUUACAUGGCAAUACGGCUGAAUGAGGCUGAUGCCGACUAUAUUCAAAGAAAACGCUCUCAACUAGGCUCCGUGAUGACAAAUGGUGGGCCCAUUGUAGGACUUGUUGGCGGAGCUGUAUGUCUGAUAUCUGUGCUUUGGGCCCUCUAUGGUCGAAUGGAUGGAAAUUUUGGCAGCAUAACAGACAGAUGGGACUUCCUGGUUAGUUAUCUUGGAUCAGAAAGGUUGGCUUAUGCCUUCAUAUGGGAUAUUUUUCUUUACAUAAUUUUCCAGCCUUGGUUGAUAGGUGACAACCUGCAAAAUAUUCAGACAGGCAAGGUGGGUAUAGUGAAUUAUCUUAGAUUUGUGCCUGUGGUUGGUUUAAUUGCCUACCUUCUCUUUUUGAACCUUGAUGAGGAACUAUAG